UAUGCAGUAAAGGUGCGUGCAGAAGCUAUGCAGAAAGCCUCUGAGCUGACUCCGAGUGGGAUGCUGUCGGUUGUUGGCAGACCUCAGGCUCAGUAUAAAUACGCCUGUCUUCAAGCUAAAGAGCACUGCAAGAGUCUAGGGAUCGAGCAGCCGAUUUGCUCUGUGGCCAACUAUUUAUUCCCUGAUGGCAGGGUUAUUGCUGGCCACCAGCAGGCAUUGGAUUUUCUCCAGCAGAACUCACGGACUCUACAGUUUAUGAGAACCAAACCUCUACCAGUUAGUGGUGCUUUCCACACUGAGCUGAUGGCAUCUGCUACUGAACCUCUCAGAGAGGUGCUGCGACAGGUGGAGCUGCGGCGACCCGAGAUCAGCGUCUACUCCAACGUGGAUGGCAAACGGUACAUGAACGAAAGCCACAUCCGCAGGCAGCUGGUCAGGCAGCUGGUGUCGCCUGUAAAAUGGGAACAGACUCUCCAUGAGAUCUACGAGAGGACGCAGGGGGAGCGCUUCCCUCAAACAUACGAGGUCGGCCCUGGGAAGCAGCUGGGCGCCACGCUCCAGAAGUGCAACAGGAAAGCGUCUCAGUCGUACUCUCACGUGGACGUCACUGCGAACGAGGAGUGA
Messenger RNA from Cyprinodon variegatus (sheepshead minnow), 624 nucleotides. Its product is annotated as malonyl-CoA-acyl carrier protein transacylase, mitochondrial-like. The record is from RefSeq and is a predicted model, not a curated record. Lineage: Eukaryota; Metazoa; Chordata; Actinopteri; Cyprinodontiformes; Cyprinodontidae. Gene Ontology annotation, molecular function: transferase activity. The transcript has 3 exons. The annotation marks the transcript as partial.